Gadus chalcogrammus (walleye pollock) is the source of this 1316-nucleotide messenger RNA. Its product is annotated as GTPase IMAP family member 9-like. NCBI's taxonomy places the organism in Eukaryota, Metazoa, Chordata, Actinopteri, Gadiformes, Gadidae. Gene Ontology annotation, molecular function: GTP binding. Bases 153 to 941 code for a protein of 262 amino acids. The record is from RefSeq and is a predicted model, not a curated record. The transcript has 3 exons.
GCGGUCAGCCAUGGAGCUAUAAAGAUCGCAGCAUACUCUGCGCGGAUACGUUUCUUUCUGGAGAAGUGAAGAGGGCGUCCUACUGAACGGAGGGCGAGGUUGACCUGAACAACAGAUAAACGACAGUAGGAAAGAAUAAUAUUGAGAAAGAAAUGCUCAAUAUGGAGUCAGGAGCAAAGGGACCGUGUCCAGACAUGGGACAGAAGGUCCCAGAAGAAGAGCUGAGACUGAUCCUGAUUGGAAAGGUGGGAUCUGGGAAGAGCGCCUCAGGGAACACCAUCCUGGGCCGGAGUCACUUCGCGUCUAAGUUAAGCGGAAGCUCUGUUACCAAGGAAUGCCAGCUGGGGACCAAGAACCAUGUCUACUCUGUGAAGGAGAAGGCGGGGAAAAGGAAGAAGGUGGUGGUGGUGGUGGACACGCCAGGUUUUGGAGGCACACACCUGACCAAGGAGCAGAUCACCACGGAGGUCAGCAAAUGCUUGGCCCUGACGGCCCCCGGCCCACAUGCCUUCCUCCUGGUGGUCCAGGUGGGACGCUUCCCAGAGGGGGAGAACCUGGCCGUCAAUAUGAUGGCUGAUGUAUUUGGUGAAGCGGCACUCCGCAAUCAAACGGUGGUGCUGUUCACCAGGGGAGAUGACCUGGAGGAGCCGAUGGAGCAGUACCUGGCCUUCGCACCUCCUAGGCUCGGGGCUUUGAUUCACAGGUGUAGAGACAGGUACCACGUAUUCAACAACCGUAUAAAAGAUGUGAAUCAAGUUGAUGAGCUACUGAGUAAGGUGGAGAAGGUUAUGGAGGACAACGGUGGAACGUAUUACACCAAAUCAAAGGAAAAUAGGAAUGUGUGGAAGGUGGUGGUGGUGGUGGUGCUGGUGGGGGCGGUCACGGUGGUGGCCGCUUGUGUGCUGGGUUUAGAACUUCGUAGGCGUUUGUCCCCCCACUAACCGCUAGCGCUAAGAAAAUUGCUAUAUGCAGUCCAUUUACAUUUACAUUUAACCGUGGGGGGGAUCACUAGACUGGGUAGCCCCGCCCAUUCUGCCGGCAUUCGCACUGCACAAGGGUCUGAGAAGGGCAAUACAUUUCUUUCUGCUUCCGAUACGUUUUAACGGCAGCCAAUCCCCUAGCUUGCUUCUCCCCCGCGCCGCGCUAUUGGCUGGUUUAACACAAUGACGACAUGGAAGUGGCGGCAAGCAGCCAAUUGCGUACAGAGUCAGUUGAACUAGGGCCGAUGAUCACGCAUCUUCAGCUGAAGAAAAUUGCAGCAGCUUCCCCAGACCAACGUGCAAUCUACGAGUCUGGCAAUAGCCAGGCCACAGAGG